Molecule: messenger RNA, 243 nt
Organism: Protopolystoma xenopodis
Lineage: Eukaryota; Metazoa; Platyhelminthes; Monogenea; Polystomatidea; Polystomatidae
Source: the annotation of a GenBank genome assembly
AUGCAAGUUGGCUCCAACCUCGCUCGCGGCCUCUGCUCACUCUCUCCGUCGCCCCUCGACAUCUCCCCCUCCGACCACUCUCCAACGCUCUGCCUUCCACUUCGUCUCACCGACGCCUCUUGCAGCUCUCUUCCUCCAUUUCUUGUACCCUUCUUUACCUCCCCUCCUGUCUCAGCUAUUAUAUGCAUUCUCUGCCAUUUUGGCUCUCCAUUUCUCUCUCCUUCUCUCCUCAUACACUCUUAA